Cavia porcellus (domestic guinea pig) is the source of this 1558-nucleotide messenger RNA. Its product is annotated as F-box only protein 25-like. The record is from RefSeq and is a predicted model, not a curated record. Gene Ontology annotation, cellular component: cytoplasm; nucleus; SCF ubiquitin ligase complex. NCBI's taxonomy places the organism in Eukaryota, Metazoa, Chordata, Mammalia, Rodentia, Caviidae. Gene Ontology annotation, biological process: protein ubiquitination. Bases 52 to 1116 code for a protein of 354 amino acids. Gene Ontology annotation, molecular function: protein binding. The transcript has a single exon.
GCCUGUGUACAUCCAGGUCGUCCAGUGUCAGGUGGGAAUUACGGGAGAGCCAUGCCAUUUCUGGGUCAAGACUGGAGAUCUCCUGGGUGGAGUUGGAUUAAAACUGAAGAUGGCUGGAAGAGAUGUGACUCCUGUAGUCAGGAGCUUGAAAGAGAGAACAGCCAGUGUACUGUCACUCACGAUGUUAUCUUAAAUAGUGAAGAUGAAGAAAUAUUCAAUAAUGAAGAGUGCGAAUAUGCUUACAAAAAACGGAAAAAGGACCAUUUCAGAAAUGACACAAAUGCUCAAAGUUUUUAUUGUGAAAAAUGGAUCUACGUCCAUAAAGAAAGCACAAAAGAAAGGCAUGCUUAUUGUACCUUGGGAGAAGCCUUUAACCGGCUAGACUUUUCAAGUGCGAUUCAGGAUAUCCGAAGAUUCACUUAUGUGGUCAAACUAUUGCAGCUAAUUGCAAAAUCCCAGUUAACUUCAUUGAGUGGUGUGGCACAGAAGAAUUACUUCAGCAUUUUGGAUAAAAUCGUUCAAAAGAUUCUUGAUGACCACCAGAAUCCUCGUUUGAUCAAAGAUCUUCUGCAAGACCUGAGCUCUACUCCAUGUAUUCUUAUCAGAGGGGUAGGGAAGUCAGUGCUAGUCGGGAACAUCAAUAUCUGGCUUUGCCGCUUAGAAACUGUCCUUGGCUGGCAACAACAACUACAGAAUCUUCAGAUGACUAAGCACGUGAGCAGUGGCCUCACCCUCAGUGACCUGCCCUUGCACAUGCUGAGCAACGUCUGGUACCGCUUCUCGGAUGGGUGGGACAUCAUUACUCCGGGCCAGGUGACACCCACUCUGUACAUGCUCAGUGAGGACAGGCAGCUGCCGAAGAAGCUGUGUCAGUACCACUUUGCUGAGCAACAGUUCUGUAGACAUUUGAUCCUUUCACAAAAAGGUCAUAUCGAAUGGAAGUUGAUGUAUUUUAUACUUCAGAAAUAUUAUCCAACUAAAGAACAGUAUGAAGACACCUUACAUUUUUGUAGGCACUGCAGUAUUCUUUUUUGGAAGGACUCAGGACAUCCCUGCACUGCAGCUGACCCAGACAGCUGCUUCACGCCCGCCCGUGUCUCCACAGCACUUCAUUGAUCUCUUCAAGUUCUAGAGACAUUCCUCACCCCUGCUGUGCCUGUUGGAGAGUGCACAUUGUGCUUUCUGCGUGGUAGCUGGUAGUAGAUGUUUACUGUGACCAAAAGUCAUGGCAGAAUCCAAGGCCUUCAUAUCCAAAAGGAACAUGAGAAACUGCCCUUCAGUCACCAGGUAGUAGGAAGACGUUGUUGGAUAUUUGCAUCUCUGAAGGAGUCAGGAAAUUCAAACAAAUCAUUUCUAUUUCUUUCUUUCAAACUUCUCUUCUAAGCAAAUUAAAAUUUACAAUUUUGUAUAUUUACAAAUAUAGAUCAGAAAAUAUUUUGGAGCCUAAUUCUAUGUUGAACUGACAAAACCAACCAAGAAUAUGUUUCAUAGUUGUUAAAUUAUAGUUUUCCAUCUUAUAGUAAUUGGGGUACAAGAUAAAACAACUGAUUCUUGUAAA